This is a messenger RNA of Aureobasidium namibiae CBS 147.97, 1476 nucleotides long. RefSeq lists its product as uncharacterized. The transcript is spliced from 2 exons. The annotation marks the transcript as partial. The record is from RefSeq and is a predicted model, not a curated record. Gene Ontology annotation, cellular component: precatalytic spliceosome. Lineage: Eukaryota; Fungi; Ascomycota; Dothideomycetes; Dothideales; Saccotheciaceae. Gene Ontology annotation, biological process: mRNA cis splicing, via spliceosome. Gene Ontology annotation, molecular function: RNA binding.
GCUGAUGCUCAACUCGACGCAGCCUCUCUCCGCUUCCAGCCUGCUAUCAAGCGACCCAAUCCUGUUCAAAAGCAAAAGCCCAGGCCAAACUCGAAUCCCACUCUGGUGACCAAGCCUCCCACCCUACCCGCUGCCCCUGUCGCAACCGGUCCCAUUGUCCAAAAGUGGAACGAAUCUCAACAGCAAGACUUUGAUGUCGUCAAUGAAUAUCACAAGUUCCAAGAAGAGCAAAAGGCUCGUCUGAAGGAGGAGCGCAAGAGCAAGAGAUCCAAAAAGGCCUCGUUACAGGUAGAAGACAUUGACUGGUCUGCGCCGUACAACGUCCAGCACGCUUUUACCAAGACUCGCACAAAGCUACGUCUAGAUGCUUGGAAGCACUCGGACUCCAAGUUCAAUGCUCGAUACCAGUGGAAGGAGACGCUGCACUCUUUCAGACGCCCUGGCACUCCUCCGACGGCCAGAGACGAGCCGAGACUUACUACCGAUGUCUCGUACAAGAACAUGCCCCCUCCGCAAGAGCUCACCGAGCCUGUUCAUCCUCCUGCUCCUUCACAGACUGCAUUCGCUCCCCCUCCGCCACCUUUCGCUCCGGCUUCCACUCCUACUCCUGUCUCUGCCACCUACACUCCUCAACCUCCACAAUUCGACCAAUACCAUGCUCCUCCACCACCUCCACCUCAACAAUUCUCCGGUGCUCCUGCGCUACCCGGUCUACAAUACUACCCGCCCCCACCACCACACUUUGUACCACCUCCACCACCUGCCCAGCCAUAUCAGUCCGCCCCCUCGCCUGUCACUGCUCAGCCUGCACCAUCUCAGCCAUCAGGAACCAUCUCACGCGAGCCUGUACGUUACGAAGCAGCUGCUCAAACAUACGACAAUACAGACCGCGCUCAGGACUCGACCGACCUCGAACCAUCCCCAGAACCAGAACCUGAAACACGAACCUCCGCCCCAGGCCAAAAAGGGUUCGCCCAACGCUACAUGGAAAAAAUGGGCUGGAAGAAGGGCGAAGGCCUCGGCAAAGAAGCAACAGGCAUAACUACAAUCCUGCGUCACGAAGCCACAAAGCGCAAACGCAAGGCCGAUGCCGAAGGAGGCGGUUGGGCACAACCCGCAGCCAUGGGUCGUAUUGUCGGAGGCAAGAAGACCAAAACCGACACACCCAUCGAUGAGAGCAAGGCUUUCAGUCUGGUUGCUAGAUUCGAGGGUAUGCUGAGGGAUAUGGAUGUAGACAGGGCUAUUGAGGAGGAUAACUUGAUGCAGAGGAUUGGCGAGAAGUUGGAAGAGUAUGGGCGCUCGGAACGUGUGUUCAUCGAUCGGGCUACUGGGAGGGUGUUUGUGAAGUUUACGAGUGCUUUGAGCGCUUUUAAUGCUAUCAAAGCGAGCGACGGCACAGACUUUUUGGGCAAUGGACGUAUUGUCCAGAGUACCUUCUUCAAUGCUGACAAGUUUGAGGAGGGUAUCUAUGAGUAA